AUGGCUGAGGAUAACAUGGAGUACAAUAAGACAGUGGAAGAACUCAGGAAGCAUGAAUAUCCUAUGCUCAAAGAUGCCGUUUACCUUGAUCAUGCCGGUACAACCCUUUACUCAAAAUCCCUUAUGGAGAGAUACAUGGCGGAUAUGAUGUCAAACCUAUACGGGAAUCCACAUUCCGCCUCUACAUCCUCACAGUUAUCGACUUCGCGUAUUGAGAAUACUCGUUUGAGUGUUCUACAGUUCUUUAAUGCCGAUCCGGCAGACUUCGAUGUAGUGUUUGUGGCAAAUGCUACGGCUGGAAUUAAACUUGUUAUGGAUGCGUUUAGAAGUCAACCAGGUGGAUUUUUAUAUGGGUAUCAUCAAGACUCGCACACUAGUCUUGUUGGAGUGAGAGAGGAUGCUGCCUCAUGUCGUUGUCUAGAUGAUGAUGCUGUGGAGCGUUGGCUAUCUGGGUCGGAAAAUCUUGUAACGAAGAAACAUGAUGCUGAGAUUGGACUUUUCGCUUAUCCAGCACAAUCGAACUUAGAUGGUAGACGAUUACCAUUAUCUUGGCCAAGAAAGGUGCGGGAUCUUAUCUCUCAGACUCAGUCAACCACAUAUACAUUACUAGAUGCUUCUGCUCUAGUUUCUACUUCUCCGCUAGACUUGAGUGAUGCUAGAAAGGCAGCAGAUUUCACGGUUCUUUAG
Messenger RNA from Sclerotinia sclerotiorum 1980 UF-70, 687 nucleotides. RefSeq lists its product as hypothetical. The coding region runs from base 1 to 687 and encodes 228 amino acids. Gene Ontology annotation, biological process: molybdopterin cofactor metabolic process. Gene Ontology annotation, molecular function: molybdenum cofactor sulfurtransferase activity. Lineage: Eukaryota; Fungi; Ascomycota; Leotiomycetes; Helotiales; Sclerotiniaceae. The transcript has 2 exons. The record is from RefSeq and is a predicted model, not a curated record.